Messenger RNA from Perca flavescens (yellow perch), 9142 nucleotides. RefSeq names its product chromodomain helicase DNA binding protein 5 (gene chd5). Gene Ontology annotation, molecular function: ATP hydrolysis activity; ATP-dependent chromatin remodeler activity; histone binding. The transcript has 41 exons. Gene Ontology annotation, cellular component: nucleus; NuRD complex; chromatin. The record is from RefSeq and is a predicted model, not a curated record. The coding region runs from base 309 to 6389 and encodes 2026 amino acids. Gene Ontology annotation, biological process: chromatin remodeling. Lineage: Eukaryota; Metazoa; Chordata; Actinopteri; Perciformes; Percidae.
UCACAAUCUGGGCAUGUGUGUUCCAUUUUUGUCUUUCUUAUUUUUCAGACUGGAAGACCUGGAUAGAGAUCAGUGGAAAUUAAUAUUAUUUUUUAUUUAAUUUUUUUUUACUCGUGGAGAAAAAUCCCCAGAUUUACUGCAACAACAAAAAAGAAAUAAAAUGUAAUUGUUUUUAAUUUUUUUUUAUAACUGAGCGAGGAAUAGCCUACAUUUGUUUUUGGGUGAAGAAAGAGACUGGGCUGCGGCGUCUGGAGGGUUAACUUUCAGUAUUCUCAGCCUAAAAAGGGUUUGGGGGCUAUGAGAUAAAGAUGCCGGGGUCGCUGAGUAAUGAAGACGAGGGACAAGACGACAUGGAUUUUGAAGACGAUAUGCCAGAUGAGGAUGACGAUGGGGAGCGCAACGCCGUUCCCCUCACACCCCUCGACAGCUUCUUCUCUGACAACGACUCCCUCAAACAACAAAAGAAGAAGAAGCCCAAAAAGAUGAAAGAGGGGAAAAUGCCCAAAGUUAAGAAGAGGAAAAAGGAGGGAGAAAUCCAGCCACGAGUUGACAGCGACCUGGAGGAGACCUCAGAGGUGGAGGAGGAACGGGAACGUCCAGAAAUAGGCUCUGAGAGUGAGAGUAGCACGUACGGCCCAACCAAAAAGAAGAAGAAGAAACCGAGGGAGAAGAAAGAGAAGAAGCCCAGGAAGAAAAAGAGAGAUGAGGAAGAUGACGACGAUGACAAUGAUGAUGGGAACCUGAAAGAACCCAAAUCAUCCAGCCAGUUGAUGCAAGAGUGGGGUCUGGAAGACGUUCAGUAUGGCUUCACUGAGGACGACUAUAAAACCAUCACUAACUACAAGGCUUUCAGCCAGUUCCUCAGGCCUCUCAUUGCCAAGAAGAACCCGAAGAUUCCCAUGUCAAAGAUGAUGACAGUGUUAGGGGCCAAGUGGCGAGAGUUCAGUGCCAACAACCCCUUCAAAGGCGCAUCUGCCACCGCCGUGGCCGCCGCUGUGGCCGCCGCCGUGGAAACGGUUACCGUGGCUCAGCCAACGUCUGUCAGCAGCGGCCAUCCGAGCCCUCAGCUGGGGCCAAUCAAAAAAGCCAAAACCAAAGAGGGAAAGGGACCAGGAGUCAGGAAGAGAAGCAAGUCUGUGAAGGAGGUCAAGAAGAAACCCAAGCCGAAGAAGACCAAAUCAAAGUCGGGCCAAAGUGGGAAGAAGAAGAAAGCAUCCUCGAGUGAGGAGGACUUCCUGGAGGAGUCAGACUUUGAUGACAUCAGCAUCCACAGUGCCUCUGUGCUUUCUGAUACCUCAGGGGCCGCCACCAAGAAAAAGGCUCGACGUGGGCGGAAAAAAAGGAAAAAGGAAGAUGGAGAUGGUUAUGAGACGGACCACCAGGACUACUGUGAGGUUUGCCAGCAGGGAGGAGAGAUCAUCCUGUGUGACACCUGUCCCAGAGCGUACCACCUGGUCUGUCUGGACCCGGAGCUGGAGAAGGCUCCCGAGGGCAAAUGGAGCUGUCCACACUGUGAGAAAGAGGGUAUCCAGUGGGAGGCCAAAGACGAUGAGGAGGAGGAGGAGGAGCCAGCAGGCGAGGAAGAGGAUGACCACAUGGAGUUUUGCAGAGUGUGUAAAGAUGGAGGAGAGCUGCUGUGUUGUGACACCUGCCCAUCGUCCUACCACAUCCACUGCCUGAACCCCCCUCUCCCCGAGAUCCCCAACGGGGAGUGGUUGUGUCCCCGCUGCAUGUGCCCUCCCCUCAAAGGUAAGGUCCAAAAGAUUCUGCACUGGACAUGGGGGGAACCCCCAUUGCCAGCUGAACUGCCUGCAGGCCCUGACGGCAAGCCAGCUGAUCCGCUGACCAAGCCUCCACUCAAGGGCCACCCAGAGAGGGAGUUCUUUGUGAAGUGGGCCGGCCUUUCGUACUGGCACUGCUCCUGGGUCAGCGAGUUGCAGUUGGAGCUGUACCACACGGUCAUGUAUCGGAACUACCAGCGUAAGAACGACAUGGACGAACCUCCACCGUACGACUACGGCUCGGGAGAGGAGGAGCUCAACAGCGAGAAGAGGAAGAGCAAAGACCCCCAUUAUGCUGGGAUGGAUGAGCGCUUCUACCGCUAUGGCAUUAAACCGGAGUGGAUGGUCAUCCACCGGAUAGUGAACCACAGUUAUGAUACGGAUGGGGAUGUGCAUUACCUGAUGAAGUGGAGAGACCUGCCCUACGACCAGUGCACCUGGGAAGUGGAUGAUUUUGACAUCCCAGAAUAUGACAGCCAUAAAGCUUCUUACUGGGACCACAGGGAGCAAAUACUAGGGGAGGACCAACGCCCCCUGGUGGUGAGGAAAGGAAAGAAACUCAAAGAGGACCAUCCAAAGAGAGAGAUCCCUCCUGAUGCUCCCAUCAUAGAUCCAACCAUCAAGUUUGAACACCAGCCGUGGUACAUUAACGCCACUGGGGGAACACUGCACCCGUACCAGCUGGAAGGCCUGAACUGGUUGAGGUUCUCCUGGGCACAGGGUACAGACACCAUCCUGGCUGAUGAGAUGGGCCUGGGAAAGACGGUGCAGACCAUAGUGUUUCUCUACUCACUCUAUAAGGAGGGUCACUCUAAGGGGCCCUUCUUGGUGAGUGCGCCCCUCUCCACUAUCAUCAAUUGGGAGAGGGAAUUUGAGAUGUGGGCUCCAGAUUUCUACGUGCUGACUUACACUGGAGACAAAGACAGCCGGGCAGUCAUCAGGGAGAACGAGUUCACCUUUGAAGACAGUGCAGUGAAAACAGGACGCAAGGUGUUUCGCAUGAAGAAAGACACUCCUAUCAAGUUCCACGUGCUGCUGACAUCCUAUGAGCUGAUCACCAUAGAUCAAGCCAUUCUGGGCUCCAUCACAUGGGCCUGCCUGGUGGUAGACGAGGCCCACAGACUGAAGAACAACCAAUCAAAGUUUUUCAGAAUUCUCAACGGGUAUAAGAUCUACUACAAGCUGUUGCUCACUGGGACUCCUCUUCAGAACAACUUGGAAGAGCUGUUCCAUCUGCUUAACUUCCUCACCCCAGAGCGCUUCAAUAACCUGGAAGGCUUCCUGGAAGAAUUUGCUGAUAUUUCUAAAGAGGACCAGAUCAAAAAGCUCCACGACCUGCUCGGCCCUCAUAUGCUCAGGAGGCUGAAAGCUGACGUCUUCAAGAACAUGCCUGCAAAGACUGAGCUGAUUGUCAGAGUGGAGCUCAGCCCCAUGCAGAAGAAAUAUUACAAGUUUAUUUUGACGCGGAAUUUUGAGGCUUUGAACUCCAAAGGUGGAGGGAACCAAGUGUCCCUGCUCAACAUUAUGAUGGACCUGAAGAAGUGCUGCAACCAUCCCUACCUGUUCCCAGUGGCUGCUGUGGAAGCUCCUGUAUUACCCAACGGCUCGUAUGAUGGUAACCUACUGGUGAAAUCCUCAGGAAAACUUACGCUGCUUCAGAAAAUGCUGAAGAAACUCAAAGAUGAAGGACACAGAGUUCUCAUUUUCUCUCAGAUGACAAAGAUGUUGGAUCUGCUUGAAGAUUUUUUGGAGUUCGAGGGUUAUAAAUAUGAACGUAUCGAUGGAGGUAUUACUGGAGGCCUAAGGCAGGAGGCCAUUGAUCGCUUCAAUGCGCCGGGCGCUCAGCAGUUUUGCUUCUUGCUUUCAACACGAGCUGGAGGUCUUGGCAUCAACCUUGCGAGUGCAGACACUGUCAUCAUCUACGAUUCUGACUGGAAUCCUCACAAUGACAUCCAAGCUUUUAGCAGAGCCCAUCGUAUAGGCCAAAAUAGGAAGGUGAUGAUCUAUCGUUUUGUGACGCGGGGCUCAGUGGAGGAGCGAAUCACUCAGGUGGCAAAAAGGAAGAUGAUGCUGACCCACCUGGUGGUGCGGCCCGGGCUGGGCUCCAAAACUGGCUCCAUGUCCAAACAAGAACUGGACGAUAUCCUCAAGUUUGGCACUGAGGAGCUUUUCAAAGAUGAAAUGGAAGCAGCACGAGCCAUGGGUGACAACAAAGAGGGCGAGGAGGGCAAUGUGAUUCACUACGAUGACGACGCUAUCUCGAAGCUGUUGGACCGCACCCAGGACGCUACUGAAGACACAGAGAUUCAGAACAUGAACGAGUACCUGAGCUCCUUCAAGGUGGCUCAGUAUGUGGUGAAAGAAGAGGACGGAGAGGAGGAGGUGGAGCGGGAGAUCAUCAAGCAGGAGGAGAAUGUGGAUCCAGACUACUGGGAAAAGCUCCUUCGCCACCACUACGAGCAGCAGCAGGAGGAUCUGGCCCGCAACCUCGGCAAAGGCAAACGCAUCCGAAAGCAGGUCAACUACAACGAUACGACCCAGGAGGACCAAGAGUGGCAGGAUGAUCUUUCAGACAAUCAGUCGGAGUACUCUGUGGGGUCCGAGGAUGAGGACGAAGAUUUCGAGGAGAGGCCUGAAGGUGGACGCAGACAGUCUCGUCGGCAGAUGAAGAAUGAGAAAGACAAACCUCUGCCACCCUUACUGGCACGAGUUGGGGGCAGUAUUGAGGUUCUGGGGUUCAACGCUCGCCAGAGGAAAGCCUUCCUCAAUGCCAUCAUGCGCUGGGGCAUGCCUCCUCAGGAUGCUUUCAACUCCCAUUGGCUGGUUCGAGACCUGAGAGGGAAGAGUGAGCGUGAGUUCAGGGCCUAUGUGUCUCUGUUCAUGAGACAUCUCUGUGAGCCAGGGGCCGACGGAGCAGAGACCUUUGCUGACGGCGUCCCACGUGAGGGACUGUCUCGUCAGCAUGUUCUCACCAGGAUCGGAGUCAUGUCCCUUGUCAGGAAAAAGGUGCAAGAGUUUGAGCAUGUAAAUGGAAAGCUGAGUUCUCCGGAUCUGAUUCCCAUCGGCAUGGAACUGAAGAAGCUGACUGAGAGUUUAUCUUCUGAUCCCAACACCCCUGUGCCAGCCAGCCCUGUUGCUACACAGCCUGGCACUCCCGUCCCCUCAGAGAAGAAUGAGUCUCUCUCGGGUACCGCUGAAGACAAGGAGACCGCAGAGCAAGAUAGCAAGAAACUGUCAGAGCAGGAAUCUUCCAGUGCAGAGCCAGCAUCUGUACCAGAGAAGGUAGCUGACAGCGAGGAGAGCAAGGCCAGCUCAGAGGAGAAAACAGGAGAUGAGAGGGACAGAACCGAGUCGCCCUCUGCAAAAACAGAGCCAUCUGCCAACCCAAAAGAGUCCGCUUUGAAGCUGUCAGAGCUAUCAUCCAGUCAAACCUCACCUAACUUGGAGCCCUGCAAAGAUACAGAGAAGUCCUCAGAAAAGGGAGAUACGGAUUCUCCUCUGGCAAAAACUGAAGACAAGGAAAAUAAGCCAGCCAUUGCAGAUGAUAUGAAGAGUGAGGAUGCAUCGGAGGGUCGAUUGAAUGGAGACAAAGACACUUUGGAUGACAUGGAUGAGAGCAGGAAAGAGGACAAAAAUGGAUACAAAGUCAAGUUCAUGUUUAAUAUCGCUGACGGAGGUUUCACAGAGUUGCACACCCUCUGGCAAACCGAAGAGCGGGCGGCGCUGUCUUCUGGAAAGAUGCAUGACAUCUGGCACCGUCGCCAUGACUACUGGCUUCUAGCUGGCAUUGUUACUCAUGGCUAUGCUCGCUGGCAGGACAUUCAGAAUGACCCACGUUACGCUAUUCUGAACGAGCCCUUCAAGACUGAGAUGCAUAAGGGCAACUACCUAGAGAUGAAGAACAAGUUCCUGGCUCGCCGCUUUAAGUUGUUGGAGCAGGCUCUGGUGAUUGAGGAGCAGUUGAGGCGGGCAGCCUACCUGAAUAUGACCCAGGAUCCCAGUCACCCGGCCAUGGCUCUCAACACUCGCUUCACUGAGGUGGAAUGUCUGGCAGAGUCCCACCAGCACCUGUCCAAAGAGUCCCUGGCCGGGAACAAGCCUGCCAAUGCCGUGCUGCACAAAGUGCUGAACCAGCUGGAGGAACUUCUGAGUGACAUGAAAGCUGAUGUGACGCGGCUGCCCAACAUGCUGUCCAGGAUACCGCCGGUGUCGGCCCGUCUGCAGAUGUCUGAGAGGAGCAUCCUGAGCCGCCUCACCAGCCGAGGGAGCGAGCCUCCACCACAGCAGCCUUUUAGCCAGGGUGGGUUUGGCUGCUCCCAGAUGUACAGCAGCAGCUUUGGUGGAGGAUUCAGAGGACCGGGUGGACAGCCCAUGGUCAACUACAGUCAGAUGCCUCUGGGACCCUACAUCAGCGAGACGGCAGAUAAAAAAAAAAAAACAUGCAUUCAGACGAUCAUGCAUGUUUUAUACGAACCCCCGGUGUCCUCGAAUGGCCCUCCACCCCCUACAAGCCAUCUGGACAAGAAGUCACUUGACUCCUUGAGAGACGUGGCUACGCCUGACCUCAAGUCAGGCAAACCUAGUGAUGUCAUCUGUAUUGAGGACUAGGCCAGCUCUGUAAUAAACUGACCUGAGGUCAGAAACUCCCAGGGAUGGAAUCUGUGUGGAUGACAGCUGCCCAUCUCUUCCGUCACAUCCUCCUCUUUCUCCUGCUCCUUCCUGACUUAAAAAUCUACAAAGUCAAGCUCUCUGAGGCGAUUCACUUUUUUUGAUUAAUGCAGAUGUAUCUAUCUUAACAAUUGCACUUUCAUCUUUCAAGGAUCUUAUAGACGUAUUUCAGUAGAUGUUUGCUUUUGUUAACCUGUGCGGGAGGGCCGAGGAAAAUGAUGCAGCUUUUCUGAAAGGAGUUUUAUUUUCAGCACUAUAGGGCGAAACUCAAGCAAGUUGGCAUGACAGAGUUUGCGAUUCUCUUGAUUAGGGCUCAUUCUAAUCAUGGAAUGUGUGUUUUGUUCGCGCCGGCCUCGACUUCUUUCAUUCUGCAUUUUACCCAUCUGCCUAUUCACUCUGUACACUGUGACUGUGCCCCACUGGAACGUAUUCCCUGUGAAGAGGAGUUAAAGAUGCCUUCAGUCAUAGUUUGAUAGGAGAUUGUUUUUUUCCCGAGGGGCCACUAUUGUUACUUUCAAAUGAAUAUGUGUUUUGUCAUUCAUGUAGUAACCAGUGGAUAAAGUAUUGAUUUGAAAGCAUCAAAAAAGCUAUUAUCAUGUAUGCAGUAGCUGGACACAGUCUGUCUGAAUCCUCUAAAGACUGCCACCCACUGGUAAUUUGGAGAAAGUCAUCUCCGCAAAACCUGCAGAUACACAUGACUGCAGUACCAGUAACCUGUGAGGGUUGGCUUCUUGUACUGUAUAUACUCAGAGACUGCUGUUUAUUUUACCUCACAUAGGUCUAAUCAUAGUGAAUAUGUAUACAUACACGGAUGAAAUCAGGAGCCUGGCUUGACAUUGUACAUGAAGAUCGAGCAGAGGAGAAAAAGCUGCAGGAGUGGCAAAAAUGAUUUUUUUAACGCAUUUCAGAGAAGUAUUUCUGUGUAUGGUACAAUAUUUGUGAUUCUUAUUAUAUUUGAAUGUUAGUAGUGGCUGUAGAGCUUAACCCUGGGGCCUUGGCCAGUGGGACUGCACUAUAAACAGGAACUCAUCUGGUUUACAUCCACAUACAGGGCUUUAAUGUUCAGGCCUAACUGCGAACAGAGUCCUGAGUGGAGAGUGGCUUCCCCCCAAAAAAAAUUCCCCCCCCCUUACGUACAUCCAAGGGACUUGCCCAGUUCCCUUUCAAUGUUAGAACUGAAUAAGAACAUAUGUGCUUAUGGCGCAGUGUCACUAAGUAUUUGUCGCAAAAUGAGCUUUUGUUUGCUUCUCUUUAUGUUAAGGUGAAAUAAGAUGCCAUUAUUAAAGAUGAUGCAGUAUGAUGCAAUGUAUUUCCUCCACACAGGUGAAGACUGUAAUUGGUUGUGUCACAGUCCAAACCUACAUUUGCCAGAAUAUUCUCUGUACAUCAGCUUCUAAGGACCAAUGUUGCACAGCAUUACUCUUUAGAUAAUGUCUUCACUUCCAGUCUCCGUGGUUAUUUUUUUGGGGCUCCUUUGAGAGUGCUACUAUUGCUUUACCUGGUGUGAAGACACGUUAGCAUGGUCUAGCUACAUAUCUUGUCCAUUCCAUCUACUACUAUUAUGUGCUAAAGUGGGCUGUCCACUAAGACAAACAAUAUUUUAUAAAUUCAAGCUUACUGUAAUUCCUUUUCUAUGAAGGCAUUUGCUCGAAUGUUUGGACUCAAAGUGCAAAUUGUUGUUGACAUAUUUAUCUUUUUCUUUCUUUUUCCAAAGACCAGUGGCAUUACCUGUUUGUAUUAUUAUCGCCAUUGACAGCACUUAUUUGACUUUGUUGGGAUGACGAUUGUGAUUGGACUAAUCUAAAAGAAGAAGAGGCAGUGUUGUACAGUGUUGGUGAGUGUAUUUUCUUACUCUCCUUUUGCAACUUCAAAUGGUUGUCCGGAGGUGCUCUCUUCUGACCCCUUUUCACUCAACACACUUUAACAUAGUACUAAAAUUCAGUUUCAGCCCUUUAUCGGACGGAUUUUUGAAGCACCAUGAAAUGAACCUUGAAGUGCAUCAUAUCAGCGUUUGCGCUACUCUUUGUUAGUGUUUAUCAGUGCUGUUAUUGUUCAUUGUGUUUCUGUCCAUGCCAUCCAUUGCUUGACCAUGACAUGUAUUAGGUUGCUUGACAGAUAGAACCUCAGAAACAUGUAAAUACUUGAAAGAUUUUUCAGAGAAAAGUCCAUCUCAUACAGAUUUACGUAUCAAACUGGAAAACAAAAGAUGAAUGUCUGCUGGAUGCUGUUGCCAUAGAACUGCAGAGUGUGCCGUAUGUGCUCAUUAAUCAAAAUCAUGUCCCUUCCCCCCCACCCCCUCUGGAGUGAUGACGGCGAGACAACGUCAAAAACAAGAUACUCCAAUGAAAUGCAAUCAAACUGAAGUCAGUCAUGAAUGUAAUGUCUGUUAGAAAAAAAAGGCUUCAGUCUAAUACUAUAAAUAUGUUAACAAUGUAUGUACAUGCUUAUUAACAUGGCUUCAAAAGCUACCAAAAGACCCUGAUUAAAGGCACCUUUGUUGCAGUGAAUGCACAGCAUGUGAAGCGUCAUGGCGGUUCACUUUGGGGAGGCGGCGGUGUAUCUAGCAUUUAGAGACAACAAGCUCCAAGCAGUGUAAUGGUUCUGAUAUUUGUGCUGUAUAGCAAAUUGAAUGAAAAAAAAAGUGAAUUUCUGUGUAUUUGUUCAAUGUGUUUUAAUAAAUCUUCUGGACAACA